CGCAAGAUGGCGGCCGCGCUGAGGCGCCCUCCGCGGCGUUUUUCGGGCAGCCACUGCCCGCCAUGAUCCCUGCUGUUCUCUGGGCGCUGCUGCUGCUGGGGUGUGAGCGCCCCACGGGGCGGGCCCAGACCCCGGCUUCGCCAGGGAACCCCGUCUUUCAGCCUUCUUUUAUCCACAUGUCUGGGCCCACAGUCAGUUCAUUUUUAGUUGGGAAUUCAACAGAUGUUGUUCUGGGUCUAAAUGUAAUUCAUGUGAACACUGAGACAGGAAUGUUGCCACUGUUACACUGCAAUGGGAGUAACAGAUAUGGUGAAUGGAGUUUGAAUGUUUCUCAUGGUAUGAAUGUUUCCAAAGUGACACUAACCUUGAUGAGAAACCUGCAGUUGUGUUUGUCUAACGCAAGUGAUUGCUGCCUGGAGCCACUUUGCGUUGUUGAGACUCUUCAAGUUUCUGCUUGCCGUGGUUCAACAAUGUUGGCAAAUCUCCUGAUUCAAGCUGAAAUAUAUGUCAACUCUUCCUUUACAGGAAAUGUGUCAGAAAAUGCAACAGUCAUCCCUAACCAAGUGUUCCAGCCCCUCGGCUCUUGUCCUUGUAACUUGACAGCUGGAAUUUGUGAUAUUCGUUGUUGCUGUGAUCUGGAAUGCACGUCAGAUUUGAAGCAGUUGUUCAGUGGAUCAUGUUUUACUGGAGUGUUUGGUGGGAAUACAAACCCACCUUUUGACCAGUUGUGUUCUGUUCAGACAACGAACAGUGCUCCUGACUGGUUUCCCUUCUUGUGUGUACAGUCUUCUCUUAACAAUACACCAUUUCUUGGCUACUUCUACCAUGGCUCUGUUUCUUCAUCUCUAGUUUCUUCAUUUAAGAUUCCUUUGCAAACUGUUCUAGAAAAACCUUUAAGUGGUUACAAACAAGGAGAUCCAAUUAUGACAACAGAGAAUGAAUAUUUUACAAUUCAUCAGCGAUCCAUGGCUGGGCAGUGUGUUGGAAACGCCCCAGUAGCAUUCCUUCAGAAUUUUGAUGAUAAAUGUGUUACUAGUCUGUCGGCUUACAAGGAAGGAUUGUCUCAUAAUGUGGUGAUAAACAGUGGUACUGGAGACACCAUCCAACAAAAUGUGAUCUAUGGGAAUGUAACUGAUGUACGUAACUUCAUCACUGAACCAGAAGACAUUCAGAAUACUGAAGUUUUAUGUAUAAAUGUGACCUUUGCAGAAUAUUACAUGUUCAUAUGGAAAGGCAAGACAAUAGAGGAAAUAAAUGUCACAGUCCUCAUUGGAAAAUUAUGUGAUGGAGAAAUACUGACACAGAGAUUUUCAGUAAACUUUGUAAGCUUCAAUAGUACUAAUACAACAGAACUAUCUGGAAAUCCAGGUUACCAAGUUGGCAAACCUGUUAGAGCGGUAAAUAUUUCUUCUGAUACUAUUACCACUCUAAAACUUUGGCAGCCAGCUGGCAAUGGUUUGUGUACAUCAGCAACUUUCACACCAGUGCUGUUUGGAUUAAAUUCCUUAUCUGGAUGCAUUUUAGAAGUGAAUAUUAAUGAAGAUUGCAGUCAGUUAAGGGAGGAUGUAACUGAUAGAUUUAAUUCAUUAAUACAAGCUACUCAUGUUGGGAAGAGAGGCAACUCAAGUUACAGUGAUCUAAAUGACUUGGUGGAAAUAAUACGUUUAGAUCCACCUAAUCCUAGUGCAAAUGCAAGUGUUGGAAAUUUGAAUGGCAUCUGCUCAGAUAUUCCUGCUAACCUUAAUAUUCACAUAAUCACUGCUGAUGUGGGUGCAGUAGAAGGGAUUGCACAGGAAGAGAUACUUGGUGUACAGAUCAGUUUUUCAACAGUGAUAUGGCAAUUCCAGUGUGGGAUUAUCUGUGAAAAUAAGUCCAGUUCUCUUCCUAUCACUGCUUCAGUCCAGUUUAUUAAAGUACCAGCUCAACCACCCAUUCCAAUGACAAGAUUUCAGAUUAACUAUACAGAAUAUGACUGCAAUCGAAAUGAAGUUUGCUGGCCACAACUCUUUUAUCCAUUGACAUGGUAUUACACAGGAGAACCAUAUUCUCAGCGUCUUGCCAAAGGCUUGAUACUGGCAUUUUUCUUUCUACUCGCAGCUGUUCUGAGUAAUCCUUGGAGUAGAAUCCUUAAAGUGCCCGUUUGGCGUGUGGGUGCCGGGUGGCCGCAGCCUCCACCCCACUCCGGCCCAGGCCUCAUCAUGGGCUCCCUGUUCCGCAGCGAGAGGAUGUGCCUGGCCCAGCUCUUCCUGCAGGCGGGCUCGGCCUAUGAGUGUCUCAGCGAGCUGGGCGAGAGGGGCCUGGCCGAGUUCAGAGACCUCAACCCCAGUGUAAGUGUAUUUCAGAGAAAAUUUGUGAGUGAAGUGAAGAAGUGUGAAGAAAUGGAAAGGAUACUUGGAUUUCUAGUUCAAGAAAUUAAGAAAGCUGAUAUUCCUCUUCCUGAAGGAGAUACUGCUCCUGCUGCCCCUCAUCUUAAACACAUGUUAGAAAUCCAGGAACAGUUGCAGAAGCUCGAGACAGAAUUGAGGGAGGUGACUAAAAACAAAGAAAAGUUGAAGAAAAACUUGCUUGAAUUGACAGAGUAUACAUACAUGUUGCGGAUCACACAAGCCUUUGUCAAAAGACCCGUUGAGUAUGAAUCCUGUUUACAUGCCAAUUAUGAGGAAUUCCCAUCUUUAGAAAAUGACCCUUUGGUGGACUACACUUGUAUGCAUAGACUGGGUGCCAAGCUAGGAUUUAUAUCUGGUUUAGUUCACCAAGCAAAAAUUGAAGCAUUUGAAAAAAUGCUAUGGAGAGUCUGCAAAGGAUAUACCAUUCUUACUUAUGCAGAGCUGGAUGAAUGUCUGGAAGAUCCAGAUACAGGUGAAAUCAGAAAAUGGUUCGUGUUUUUAAUAUCGUUUUGGGGUGAACAGAUUGGCCAGAAGGUUAAGAAGAUAUGUGACUGCUAUCAUUGCCAUGUAUACCCCUAUCCCAAUACCAGUGAGGAGCGCAGAGAUGUUCUUGAAGGACUAAACGUUCGCAUUCAGGAUCUUCAUGUUGUGCUGCAUAAAACUGAGGAUUACUUACGACAAGUAUUAUGUAAAGCAUCAGAAUCCAUUUAUACCUGGGUUAUCCAAGUGAAGAAGAUGAAAGCCAUUCAUCAUGUACUAAACCAGUGCAGUUUUGAUGUCACAAAUAAAUGUUUAAUUGCUGAGGUUUGGUGCCCAGUAGCUGAUCUGCCAAACUUGCGUCGAGCACUCGAGGAAGGAUCAAGAAAGAGCGGAGCUGCAAUCUCUUCAUUCAUGAACACGAUACCAACAACAGAAACGCCUCCAACUUUAAUACGUACCAAUAAAUUCACUUCAGGGUUCCAAAACAUUGUUGAUGCUUAUGGAGUUGGGAACUACAGAGAAGUUAAUCCAGCCCUCUACACCAUCAUCACCUUCCCCUUCUUAUUUGCUGUUAUGUUUGGAGACUUUGGACAUGGUCUUCUAAUGUUUAUCUUUGCCCUCUUGAUGGUACUUUAUGAAAACCACCCUCGACUAACUCGAUCACAAGAUGAGAUCAUGAAAAUGUUCUUUGAAGGGAGAUACAUAAUUUUGUUGAUGGGUCUAUUUUCUGUAUACACUGGCUUGAUUUAUAAUGACUGUUUUUCAAAGUCAUUAAAUAUAUUUGGUUCUGGAUGGAAAAUUUCUGCAAUGUUUGAACAAAAUAUCUGGCGUCUUGAUGAUUUGAAGUCUAAUCGAUAUUUGACAUUGGAUCCAAAUGUUACUGGAGUGUUCAAUGGAGUUUAUCCCUUUGGCAUAGAUCCGAUCUGGAACCUGGCCAGCAACCGUCUCAGUUUUUUAAAUUCUUUCAAAAUGAAAAUGUCUGUGAUUUUUGGAGUGACUCACAUGACUUUUGGAGUUAUUUUGGGGGUCUUUAACCACUUAUAUUUCAGGAAGAGGCACAAUGUUUAUUUGGUUUUCCUUCCUGAACUUUUAUUCAUGCUGUGCAUCUUCGGAUAUCUUGUAUUUAUAAUCAUCUUUAAAUGGCUAGCUUAUUCUGCAGAAAACUCCAGAUCUGCUCCCAGCAUUCUGAUUCAGUUUAUUAACAUGUUUCUAUUUCCCACUAGUGGAGUGGACACCUUUUAUACAGGACAGGUUAUUUUACAGAGAUUUUUAUUUAUUGUUGCUUUGCUUUCUGUUCCUGUAAUGCUUUUUGGAAAACCACUUUAUUUGUAUUGGUUGCACAAUGGAGGCCGAGGCAUUGGAAUGUACAGAAGUGGCUACAGACUUGUUCGAAAAGAAAGUGAAGAAGAACUUUCUCUAUUGAGAUCACAUGAUGUGGAGGAAGGAAGCAGUCCUUCAGACAGUGGGCACAGAGAAGGGGAUGGAGAAGAGUUUAACUUUGCAGAUGUUUUUAUGAAUCAGACUAUUCAUACCAUUGAAUACUGUCUAGGAUGCAUCUCCAAUACUGCUUCAUACCUGAGACUGUGGGCACUAAGUCUUGCUCAUGCACAGUUAUCAGAAGUGCUGUGGGCAAUGAUAAUGAGAGUGGGCCUUCGUGUGGAUGCAGAAUAUGGAAUCUUGCUGUUACUUCCAGUUUUAGCCUUCUUUGCUGUGUUAACAGUAUUCAUUCUUUUGGUCAUGGAAGGUCUUUCGGCUUUUCUACACGCUGUACGACUUCAUUGGGUGGAAUUUCAGAACAAGUUCUACACCGGUGGAGGUUACAAGUUUACUCCUUUUUCCUUUAAGCACAUUUUUUUACAUUUUAAUAAAGAUGAUAUUGCAUAAUUUUAUUGGCAUAAGCAGAGGUGUUCAGAGUUGUCUGCAAAUCAUGUAAUUAGAUCUCACUGAUGUACAGUUUGUAGAAAAAUGUUUAUCACUGAUUGCCUUAUGUAGCCAAAUAAUUCUGUAAUAUAUACCUCCUUCAGACAAAUACAUUGCCGAGCUGGAGCCUCUUGUAAAAUAUAUAGGCAUCAAAUGUAUGUUUUUUUCAUAAUAAACUAAUGUUGUACAUUAAUUUUAAGAUAAUUAUAAAAUAAUCUUAUUGUUUGUUCUAAAAAUAAGAAAGGUAUUUUAUUUCCAGAAGAGACUGUUUAUAUUCUUUAAUGAAUACUUUUAAAUGUUCUUAAAUACCUUAAUUUCCUUUCUGUCAUAUAAAAUACACAGCAAGAUUACUGUAUAUUACUCAUGUGUUCACACCCCCUCAUAAACUUAAAUUACCACCUAAUGGAAUCUGGAAGCAGUUAACAUUGAACAGUGUAUGUUUUCAGUACUUAUUCCCAGGAGAUUACCAAAAAUAGUAUAAACCGGUAAAUACUAAUAUAAAAUGCUCUUUUGGGGCUAUUUUUAAAAGUACACCAACAUUUUUUUGUUUUUAAUUUUUAAAAAACCUUGUGUCUUGAAUUCUGUCCAGAAUUAUUACUUUAAUCUUUGCAAGUGCACAUCCUGAAGCUUCAUUUGAUAAAAGAAAAAUUAAGGGCAGAUGGGGGAACCCAACUAUGGUUCUUUUUGUCUCCCUGCAUUGAGGAGUUUAUAGUCUUAUGCCCCAAUUUUGCUAAAUGAUCUGUGUGGGUGGACUCCUAUACUUGUGUGGAACUCCACUGGGUUCAGGGAUUGCUCAUCCAAACCAUUUUGCAGGAUCAGGGCCUUUAUGAUGUCUUUAACAGGUGACUCAAAUUGUAUAGCAGAAUAUGUUGUAUUAAAUGCUCAUUCUACAGACCUUUCACAUGCAAAGUUCCCAUUAAUGAGAACUGUAUCUUUAUGACCAGUGCAGAAUCAGGCCUUAAAUGUAUACUGUAUAUAUUUGGCUUUAAAGACAUUUAUGGAUAUAACUUGACUGGAGUGACUGGUUUAUCUGAUGUUACUGAACCAAAGUUGUUUAUACUGAGUUAAGAAAUGUUACUUAAAAGCAUAUAUGUGAGGGGAAGAGAUGGUGCUUUUGCAUUUUUAUAUGUCAAAAUGAAAAUUAGGAUAUUUUACCAUAAUAGUUUGACAUUUGUGCCAUAAGAACAGCAUAAGUUAACGUUUACAUUUUUCUUUCAUACUGAUUCCAAAUAAAAUAUAAUUGCUAUUUGCAGAAUUAAUAUUCUGCCGUGUUUGGUUGUAUUUAAUUGUUUAAAAUGAACUCCUGCAGCUCUUAAACUAUACCACUAAAAUUUUGUCCUAUGUAAUAUUUCAAUUUCCUAUUUACAAUAUUUUAAGAGGUUCCCACUAUUGUAAAAAGUUACAUUUGUUACUAAAUCUUAAGUCUUUUCAUUUCUCACUUCUAUUAGACCACAUUUUGUGCAAUCCCAAUCAGGCUACUUGGCCUCUUCCAAGAAUAAAGCUUCACUUCAUGAGA
Molecule: messenger RNA, 6303 nt
Organism: Gopherus evgoodei (Goodes thornscrub tortoise)
Lineage: Eukaryota; Metazoa; Chordata; Testudines; Testudinidae
Product: V-type proton ATPase 116 kDa subunit a-like
Exons: 38
Coding region: 63-4751 (1562 amino acids)
Biological process (GO): proton transmembrane transport; vacuolar acidification
Cellular component (GO): plasma membrane; vacuolar proton-transporting V-type ATPase complex; proton-transporting V-type ATPase, V0 domain
Molecular function (GO): ATPase binding; proton-transporting ATPase activity, rotational mechanism
Source: RefSeq, a predicted model, not a curated record